CUAUAAAUACUUCAUUCAGUUGCUUCUCGAAUUUUAAAAUGCAUUACAAUGAAGCACUAUCAAUUUUGUAGAACCAUUUAUAAUUUGUUAUUGGUAAUUGGUGCCACACUGUCUCCUUUAUCGGCACAAAACUAUUGCGAUUCGGAUCUGUGCCUAUCUGGAAGACAUAUAGCCUGUCAAAAUACCGGCCGAUUUGCAAGUGGCUGCAGUGGUGAGUUUGUUCAGAUAAACGAACAUAUCCAACUUAUUUUGCAGUUACAUAAUGAGCGCCGCAACCUUAUUUCUGGAGGGGGAAUAAGUGGUUUUACCACUGCCGUUCGUAUGGGCACAAUGAGCUGGGACCAGACAUUGUCUGAACUAGCUGCAUACAACGCUUUACAAUGCCGAAUGGCCCACGAUGAGUGCCGCAAUACAAAUACAUAUAAGUUUUCCGGCCAGAAUCUGAGCAUCCUCUUUACACGCAACACUGAAAUCCCAAAUUUUUUGCGUCAACGAAUUUCUUCUUGGUUUGAAGAAAGCCGAUAUGCAACUAGUGCAGAUAUGGAAAACUAUCAGAUGCGUGGUGGGCCACCCAUUGGUCACUUUACCACCAUGGUCAACGAGCGCAAUAAUAGAGUAGGAUGUGCUAUUCUCAGAUUCACUGACAACAGAAGCGUACAAGCCACUUUAUUAGUCUGUAACUAUGCUGUUACCAACGUCAUUAACAAUCCCGUUUACCGAGGCGGCAGUCCAGCUUCUGACUGUAUAUCAGGUCGCAAUCCGGGUUUUCCGAACCUUUGCUCUUCAACGGAAGUUUAUAACUACAAUCAAUGGUCAAAUUAAUGGUCUAAAAACAUGGUCUAAAUGGUCUAAAACAUUACUUUUAGCUUUAGCUUACAUUACUAACAUUAGCUUA
Molecule: messenger RNA, 895 nt
Organism: Drosophila bipectinata
Lineage: Eukaryota; Metazoa; Arthropoda; Insecta; Diptera; Drosophilidae
Product: venom allergen-1
Source: RefSeq, a predicted model, not a curated record